UCGAACUCUCAUCAGAAAUUUGAAUUUAUUAUUUAGUUUGAUAUAAAUGUAUACAGAGUUGGUCUGAUUUCCAGAAUUGUUUUGUCUGAGCUUCUCUUUUCGGCCAAAUUGAUCUUUACUGAAAGGUCUAAAUUUGUAUCCGAUACGUGCCUAAAAACGCAAAUGUGAAUUGCAACGAAAGUUUGACACAUUGCUUUUCAAAUUUUAAUUGACAUGUCAAGGUUCUUAUACUAUUGCACGAAGUGAUUUCUUCUUUCAAGGAAGAGUAUUUUAAAGGCGUCGCUUUAUUUAGUCUAGAGAAAUGAUUAUUUCUGCAGGAUUAUUUGUGCUUUGCACUUUUCUUCAUUCAAGUUAUCCAAGUGCCGUUGAGGAUACUAUUGAAAGGUAUUCACGGAAAGGUAAUAAAUUAUUCAAAACGCAUGGUUCUAAGAAGAAUUACACAUUAUGUGAAAAGAAUAUAAUGAAGAAUAUUACUGUUAGCGAUGAUGAAUUAAGAACGCUGAGUACAGAACUUUUUCAAAAAGACAUUCAUAAUGUAUAUAAAAGAAUAGCAAUAAAUUAUCAAGCAUGGACAUCGGCAAAGAAUGUAGUUGACAUGGCAACUGAACCAUUACUAACUAUACCGUCAGAGAUUUUCACAAUUCCAAUAAUACAGGUUCUCUUAGAACUAUACGAUAAUUAUUUUCUAGAUGUUCGGGAUGAAGAAUAUGUUACAAUGGAAAAGAUAAUUGAACAAGAUAAAUUAAUUGAAAUGGUAUUAGCCACUGAUAUCAUGUUACGAACGAUGACAUUUUUAUGUGAUAAAGGUUUCUUUGAGUGCAACCUUGAAAAGUAUAAAGAAGUGUUAAAUUAUAUUUGGUUUCAUGUUUACUCCCGUGGUCAAAAUAUAUAUGGUAGUUCUGGUUUUGAACACGUAUUCUUGGCUGAAAGAAAAAAAGGGAACCGUAUACUAGGACUCCAUAAUUGGAUUUUCUAUGGUACCGAAGAAAUGGAAAAACGAGCCAAUUAUUAUGGAUUAGUGGACAAAAUCAUGCUGAAUAAUACAGCCGUUGUAGUUCAAAUUCGGUUCCUAUACGAUGAAACACCCAAAACUUCUACGAUGUUCAUAGGAACAUCAUUAGAGUUUGAAAUGGCCCUUUACACGCUCUGUUUUUUCGCAAGACCCAAUCGUUGCUGUAAAGUAUCCUGCGAUGGAACUAGAUUUGGAAUUCAAACAUAUAUUUGGGAGGAGGGGGACGAAUGUUUGCUCGCAGCUGCAUUUCCCAUGCGUUAAUAAAUCGCAAGCUCGACAACCACGAAUAAAUAAUAUUUCAUCGCAUACUCUCCAGUUCUUUUAAUUGCGAUAUUAAAAUGCGUAAUUUACUUCCAGCAGCACGUAAUCUAUAACAGGUUGUCGAGCCAAACAGUCCUGAUUCAUGGUGUUAUCGUCGAAAGCAGAUUAUUCGAAUGCAUUGACGAGUCAGUCCUUACACCGACACCAACGUUCGAGAAUAUUCGGUGCUGCGUAUAAAACAAUGUGAUCCCAUAUUAUCGCGCCGUGUACGCGUCAUGUGGCACGUACAAAACUUCACGUUAUCAACGUACGCAGUAAACACACAAUCACAACAGCUGUCCAAGUAACGACAUCCACGAUUACAAAAUUCCCUGUCGAGCUUCUCUAGCAUUUAGAGCCAGAAACAACACGUGCACAAUUAUAGAUCAGCGUACUUACCUUAAUAACAUAAUUUAUCCAUAUCGUGAGCUUGCAAUUCUGGACCAUUUAAACCGUCGCCAUUUUGGGCGGUGGAGCGUCACGUGACUAGCCGC
Molecule: messenger RNA, 1806 nt
Organism: Orussus abietinus
Lineage: Eukaryota; Metazoa; Arthropoda; Insecta; Hymenoptera; Orussidae
Product: poly(U)-specific endoribonuclease homolog
Exons: 4
Coding region: 302-1273 (323 amino acids)
Molecular function (GO): RNA endonuclease activity
Source: RefSeq, a predicted model, not a curated record